AUGCCCAAAAAAUUUAGCCCUCAGUGUCGUUGUUCGUGUUUGAAGAGAGCCGUGAAAAAUCUCAGCAGCGAGACGCUCGCCGAGGCAGACGAGGAUGGCAUCAUCAACGUCAUCGGCAGCAACUUUUUGUCGGAACGCAAUUUGAUUCGAAGCUCCUCCUUGUCACCGAAACUAUCAGCAUCGGAGCCCAAUAUAGCCUACAGCGUCAACUACGACGAUCUUUGCGGACCCUGGCCCUCACCUGAUAACCCGGUGCUCGAGCAGUACGACGAUGCCACUCUUAAACCCACCCUCUGCACUUGGAAGUUCAUAACAAAGCGGGACGCCAAGUGUAUGAGAGAACACAUGUUCGACAGAGAUGUCAUCAAACGAUUAAUCGAAAAAAAGUUACCCGAUCACGUUUUGUUUCAAGGCGAUGGAAAAGAGAUCUUUUUGAGCUUCAGUUGGGAGAUUUUUAAAUACAUGAGAGAUAACGAAUUUUCCGGUGAAGCGAUAUCCUCGAUAUUGGGCUUAUUUUAUUUAACUCACCGAUUUUUUCUCUCCGAUCGUUGGCACUCGGCUCGCGAGACUUUUAACUUCUUUAUCCAUGGAGUGGAGCUUCAUACCCGCUUGAAACCCCCGGAUCACGACUUGGUUCUCAAUUUUGCCGAAUGUGACAAGUUACGUGACAUGUUUCGGUCCGUGUACAUCCGAAAGUUAGAGCUUGUACGUGCGGUGUGCCUACCCAGGUAUAACUUGGUACUUAAAAUUAACAAAAAGUGUGGCGUGAAACAGGAAGACGAUACAUGCGUAUAUAACUCGCUUGAAUCGCGCAACUCCAAGCAACAGCAAGUGUAACCAUUAUUUGUUUUUUUUUUUUUAUAAAAAAAGUUAUAUUUCAUAAGUAUAUAUUCACU
Messenger RNA from Copidosoma floridanum, 896 nucleotides. RefSeq lists its product as uncharacterized. Lineage: Eukaryota; Metazoa; Arthropoda; Insecta; Hymenoptera; Encyrtidae. The record is from RefSeq and is a predicted model, not a curated record.